UUUUAUUAACCAGACCUAUGCGUAUUUUUGCACGUAUACCCAACUCUUCCGCUUAUAAAUGCUUGUCCUCCUUAAUUUAUAAUUUAUUGGAGUAUUUUUGUAAAGUGCGCUUUAUUGUGUACAUGUGCAAAGGUUUGUGCGUCAUUUUUGACAAUUCUGACACCAUCAGCAGGGGUCGAAGUGUUUAUUCUGAUCUGAUUUUUUGCUACUAGUGUUUCUCAGUGUAUGAUAUUUCAUAAUUUAAUAAAGGAUGAAUUCAUUGCUCAACACUUUAUUAAUAAAGACUCAACAUAUAUUAUUAAGUUCUCAAAAUAACAAUGUUUACAGUGUCAGAAAAGAGCACGCAAAAUUUGAAGGUACAGGUCACAGGGUUAACAAUUUGGAAAAGAAAUUUUUAGUAUGGACUGGUAAAUACAAGACUGUUGAAGAAGUGCCCAAUUAUGUGGCUCAAAAUGUCGUGGAACGAGCUAGAAAUAGAAUGCGUAUCAGGAUUGCCAAUUACAUGAUGGCUGCUACAGCUUUAGGAUGUCUUGUAAUGGUUUAUUUAGGUAAACAAGCGGCACAAAGAGGGGAAAGUGUUUCACAACAAAAUAUUGAAUGGCAUCGCCAAAUUAAUGAGGAAGCAAAGAAGGGAAAGUAGAUUUUUUSUGGUUGUACAUAUGUAUUUARACUAGGAAUACUAAGAUUUACGAUAUUUAAUGCCCCUUGUAAAAUAUGUUUAUAAUAGAAUAUUGUUAUUCAUUUUGCGCCAAUAAAGUUUUCAAACAUA
Messenger RNA from Tribolium madens (black flour beetle), 769 nucleotides. RefSeq names its product UPF0389 protein CG9231. The record is from RefSeq and is a predicted model, not a curated record. NCBI's taxonomy places the organism in Eukaryota, Metazoa, Arthropoda, Insecta, Coleoptera, Tenebrionidae. The transcript is spliced from 3 exons. The coding region runs from base 251 to 640 and encodes 129 amino acids.